AUGUCCUUCUCGACCUACCUGGGGUAUUUCCUGGGAGGUUAUACCGCUCUGACGGCCUUCUUCUACCUACUCUCGCUCAUGUCGUCCAAAGCUGGCUUUAUAGCGCGCUGUCUAGCCUCCUACAUCUGCCUGCUCAUAAGCGCCGCCUACGGCGCCAUCGUAUCGAUCGCACUCAGCUGCGUCGGCCACCGCCAGAUCGCGCAAUGGACCACCGGCCGCCUAUUCAAGUGGACCAUGGCUGCCACCACCGGCGUCACCUUCGAAAUUAUCGACCCCAAGGGCCACCUCAACAAGACUAGACCCGCCGUUUUCGUCGGCAACCACCAGACAGAGCUCGACGUACUCAUGCUGGGCUGCAUGUUCCCAAAGUACUGCAGCGUGACGGCGAAGUCCAGCUUGAAGAAACUGCCCUUCCUGGGGUGGUUCAUGACCCUGAGCGGCUCGGUCUUUAUCGACCGCAAGAACAGCAAGGACGCGCGCGCGGCCAUGAGUGGCGCGGCAGAGCAGAUGAAGACCUUGAGGCAGAGCGUAUACAUGUUCCCCGAGGGCACCAGGAGCUAUGCCAAGGAGCCCAUGCUGCUGCCCUUCAAGAAGGGCGCUUUCCAUCUUGCCAUCCAGGCCCAAGUGCCCAUCGUGCCCGUUGUCGCGGCCAACUACAGCGACUUGCUGUACAUCAAGGACAUGGUCUUCAGGUCUGGCAAGAUCCCUUGCAAAGUUCUGGACCCAAUUCCUACAGCAGGUCUUACUUCGGCGGACGUGGAUGAGCUGUGCAACAAGACUCGGGAAGUGAUGCUCAAGGAAAUCAUCAAUCUCACGUACACGACUCGUGGCCACGAGGCCCCCAUCGCGGCGUCAACUGUCAAGGCCAGUGGGGUUGACUUGAAGCAAUGA
Diaporthe amygdali is the source of this 891-nucleotide messenger RNA. RefSeq lists its product as uncharacterized. Gene Ontology annotation, molecular function: 1-acylglycerol-3-phosphate O-acyltransferase activity. Lineage: Eukaryota; Fungi; Ascomycota; Sordariomycetes; Diaporthales; Diaporthaceae. Gene Ontology annotation, biological process: phosphatidic acid biosynthetic process. The record is from RefSeq and is a predicted model, not a curated record. Bases 1 to 891 code for a protein of 296 amino acids. Gene Ontology annotation, cellular component: membrane; endoplasmic reticulum. The transcript is spliced from 2 exons.